AUGAACUCACCUCGACCUGACAUGCCCCAUUCGUUAAUAAAAUUAGAAUCACCAGAGUCAAGUAAUAAAUGCAUUGAAUAUCUUAAAACUAAUCCCCUCCCAAUUCUUAAUUAUAAAUGUAGAGCAGAAGUAAGUAAUGCAGAAACAUUAAAUGUUAAAACUGAGAGUCCACAAGCACAUGACUAUACGAUUAGUCCUAGAUUUGUGCAUAAAACUCCAAUAACAAGAGUAUUACUUGUUAAUGAAUUACCUCGGUAUUUAACCCCACAACCCCCUUUUCAUUUUUAUAAUCUUUUUUCAUUAUAUUGGUCUAUUAUUAAAGUUAAUGUUCUUAGUGAAAAAUGUACUGUAAUGAUUGUAUUAUUUGUGGUUGGUGUUCAGUGUUUAUCGUCAUAA
Entamoeba dispar SAW760 is the source of this 396-nucleotide messenger RNA. RefSeq lists its product as uncharacterized. Bases 1 to 396 code for a protein of 131 amino acids. Lineage: Eukaryota; Evosea; Mastigamoebida; Endamoebidae. The transcript has a single exon. The record is from RefSeq and is a predicted model, not a curated record.